AUGGGCAAUGAAAACUCCAGCUCCAAAUCUUUUGAUUUCAACGCCAGCUCGGCAGACGGGGUGAGUAAUAUAGGGCUCAAAACUCAGUGUUAAUUAUCUUUACUAAACGUUAGAACACAAGCUUCUGUUUUUGAAAUCGUACUAUUGAGUAUUUCAGUUGUUAACUAUCUUGUACAUAAGGUGGCUUACGUGUAUUGAUAUGUUAUUUACAGGAAGAUGACAUCGACCUGUCGGUCCCGGCUAAAAAGCGUAGGCUACUACGCGGUAGUAUUUCCUUGCGAUCUAUUGCUUCGCUAGCCAGCUCUGCUUUAUCAUCAGACCAAAAGUCUACAGACACAGAGAAGACUUCAAGGAAACGGAAACACACGGCUAUACCACAAUCACCAUCGACUCAGAGCAGUAAGUAUAACAUAUCAGAAGCAUUACUUUUUUAUAGUUAGAGAGUAAUUAAAUGUAAUAUCUGAUAAUGAUAAAGACAGUACUGUAUUUUCAGUGGUUUUGGGGUAUGAAAGACAUUGGCCUGGUCUGAUGGGCCAUGGAUUUGAGCCUGAAUUCCCAUGGCGUAGCGAUGUAACAGAGAGCGAUUUUCUGGUAAGUUGUCAAAUUUGCAUAUUUAUCUUUCGUCUUCAUGAGAGAAGCACUGUAUACGUUAAAAUUUGGGCUUUAACCAGAACAUUUAACUAAAUAAAAUAAAAAUAUAAACUUUUCUAGCCAAAAACAGAGACAUCCAAAAAGGUUUUUAUAAGCACGUAAAAGUAUAUAAAGUUUGACGAUAAUCUAGUGCUUUUUCAGUUUUUGAAUUCAGUAGGGAACGGUCGUUUUGGGAAUGUGUAUCGAGCUUCCAUCAGAUCCAAACCAAGCCAGCAAAUUGCCCUAAAAGUACAAAAUAAGUCUGACAUAUUAAAAGCCGAAGCUGAGGAACAGAUUUGUAAUGAAGUCAAGGUUCUGGUAUGUUUUUGAGCACAUUUCUUGACGUUCUAAUUAGUUCAUUAGUAAUACUUACCUAAAAUCAUUUUAGAAAUCAUUAGGAAAGCACAAAUUCAUAGCGGCCUUUCUGGAUUCCUGGCAGACCCAAACCGAACUGUUUACUGUAAUGGAAUAUGUUGAUGGUUACGGUGACCUUUUCACUUUAUGGAGCGAUUACGGCCAAUUUUCUGAAGAGCUAGUGAGAUUGUAUGGUGUGGAAUUGGCUUUAGGAUUAGGUAACUAUAAUAGUUAUUUUGUGUCAUUAAUUGAAUCGAUUAGUAUAAAAUGACAUUCAUCAUUAAAAACUUGGUAUUUUAGAUUACCUACACGACAACAGCAUCAUUCAUCGUGACAUCAAAAUGGAAAACAUUGCUUUGGAUAUCAAAAUGCACGUCAAAUUCGUUGACUUUGGUUUUGCCAAGUUUUUGGCCCAAAAAGACCGAACACAUACUAUAUGUGGUACUCUACAGUACAUGGCUCCCGAGAUUGCCAGAGGGCGUCCUUAUGAUCUGGCAGUGGAUUGGUGGAGUCUGGGAGUGACAUUAUAUGUGAUGAGAACAGGAUCGUAUCCCUUCCCUAACAAUAAUGCCUUAAAUCACCAUGAGCUGGUGUUCGAACAUAAGGAGUUUCCAGAAUCUUGUACUCAAGAGUUCAAGAGUCUGCUUAAACGGGUAUGUUAAUCAUGUGUAUAAAUGUAAUCCAUUUUCUGUCUCUUUAUUGUAUAAAAAUGUGUUAUAGAUGUUGGCAUUAGAUCCGACUCAACGAUUGAGAAAUUCACAGAAUCUGUUUACGCAAGAAUUCUUUCAUAACGUCAACAUUGAAGGCAUCUACCAUCAGAAUGUAAGUACUACAUCAGUGUAGAAAGAAACAUUUUCACAUUAAACUUAAAAUUUUCAAAAUUUACUACAGUAACGUAACAUCUAGUCAUACUAAUAACACUUUUCGUGCAGGUAUGUCCUUGGGAAUUGUUGAAAAACGAAUGUAAAACUAGAAACUACGACAGCCAAGAUCAGCCACAGGGUGGAUAUUCUGAACAUUACUCACGGGUUUUCUCCGGGUUUGAAACUAACUAUAACUCAAUGGAGACUGAUUAG
This is a messenger RNA of Bursaphelenchus okinawaensis, 2060 nucleotides long. NCBI's taxonomy places the organism in Eukaryota, Metazoa, Nematoda, Chromadorea, Rhabditida, Aphelenchoididae. The record is from the annotation of a GenBank genome assembly.